This is a messenger RNA of Pichia membranifaciens NRRL Y-2026, 453 nucleotides long. RefSeq lists its product as hypothetical. Lineage: Eukaryota; Fungi; Ascomycota; Pichiomycetes; Pichiales; Pichiaceae. Gene Ontology annotation, biological process: transmembrane transport. Gene Ontology annotation, molecular function: ATP binding; ABC-type transporter activity. Gene Ontology annotation, cellular component: membrane. The transcript has a single exon. The record is from RefSeq and is a predicted model, not a curated record. The annotation marks the transcript as partial.
AUGCCUAACUUGAGACAUACUGCUGGAGGAUUUUUCAUGUACUUGCUAUUCUUGUUGACCAUUCAACAGUGUAUGUCGUUCACAUUCAAGUGUGUUGCCACUGUGACUAAAGAUGGUACCACAGCUCAUGCCAUUGGUGGUUUAUGGGUUUUGAUGAUGUGUGUUUAUGCUGGAUUUGUGCUUCCAUUGACACAAAUGCAUCACUGGAUUAAGUGGAUUCAUUACUUGAAUCCUAUGUUCUACUGUUUCUACUCCUUGAUGGGUAAUGAAUUCCACAGAAGACAUAUGGAUUGUUAUCAAUUGGUUCCAUCUGGUCCAGGUUACGAAAACACAUCCCUUUCCAACCAAAUAUGUAGUAUUCCAGGUUCCAUUGCCGGACGUGACUGGGUCUUGGAGAUGACUACCUAUACAAGGCCUUUGAUAUUAAAUGGCACAUGGUGUGGGAAUACUGGG